Molecule: messenger RNA, 1522 nt
Organism: Gossypium raimondii (Peruvian cotton)
Lineage: Eukaryota; Viridiplantae; Streptophyta; Magnoliopsida; Malvales; Malvaceae
Product: SH3 domain-containing protein 3
Exons: 10
Coding region: 192-1250 (352 amino acids)
Molecular function (GO): protein binding
Source: RefSeq, a predicted model, not a curated record
AAAAACAAAAAUUACGAGACGACAGUGAGGUAAUCGAAGGCUUUGGUCUCUCAAACAUAGCCAGCCAGCUGCCAGAUCUGCUAAGUCGAUCAAUCGAUAAAAUAAAAUCCAGAUUUCAAGAAACUUGUACUUUUUUGUUCUGUAAAUCUGUUUCGUUGUGUUGAGAGGAGGUAGAACUAGAAGAGGCAGCAAUGGAUGCUUUUAGAAGGCAAGCCAGCAAGCUCAGAGAACAAGUUGCCAAGCAACAGCAGGCUGUAAUAAAGCAAUUCAGUGGAACUGGUUAUGAGAGCUCAGAUGUUGUAGUUAUUGAUGAGAUUGAGAUGCAAAGGCAUCAACAACUGGACAAAUUGUACAAGUCCACUCGUUCAGCUAGGGAUUUUCAAAAAGAAGUUAUUAAAGCUGCAGAAGCAUUUACAGCCAUCGGGUAUAAGCAUAUUGAAACAGGAACCAAGUUCUCUGAAGAAUGCUGCCGUUAUGGAACUGAAAACAGUGAAAACAUCAACGAAAAUAUUCUUGCCAAAGCUGCAGCUAUUUAUGGUGAUGGUUGUAAACAUGUAGAGAAGGAGCAAGAAGAUUUGAUUAAGUUGUUAUCCCAACAGGUUUUGGAUCCCUUGAGAGCAAUGAGUGCUGGUGCUCCUUUGGAAGAUGCUCGUCAUCUUGCUCAACGCUAUAGUCGAAUGAGGCAGGAAGCUGAGGUACUGCAGGCAGCAGAUAUUUCCAGAAGACAAGCAAGAAUAAGAGAAGCGCCAAUUCCUGAAAAUGUUGCGAAGUUGCAUGCUGCUGAAGCAAAGAUGCAGGAACUGAAAGCAAAUAUGGCAGUUCUGGGUAAAGAAGCUUCUGCUGCAUUGGCUGCUGUUGAAGCACAGCAGCAAAGACUAACUUUACAGAGGCUUGUAGCUAUGGUUGAAGGGGAAAAGACUUAUCAUUUAAGAGUGGCUGCAAUUCUUAAUGAGAUUGAAGCGGAGAUGGUUUCUGAGAAACAGCGCAAAGAAUCUGCUCCUCCCGUGAUUGUACCUGAGCAUGGCUCAGAGAAAACUAUGUAUUACUUGGCUGAAGCAACAUAUCCCUUUUCUGCUUCAUCUGAGAAGGAACUGAGCUUGUCAAUAGGUGACUUUGUUGUUGUGCGAAAGGUAAGUCCAACUGGAUGGUCAGAAGGAGAAUGCAAGGGCAAAGCAGGGUGGUUUCCAUCAGCUUAUGUUGAGAAGCGCCAGAGACUUCCAUCGAGUAAUCCAGCUGGUGAAGUCUAUUGAGUUAUAAACAUGAGUUAAACAUUUACCCCUCCGGAAAAGGGAAAGAAGAAAGAAAAAAGAGGAAGGCAUAGCUUUUUUUCAUUGCACAAUUCUUUUUGUUAUGGGGAAAAAAGACAUCAUGGGUUCUUUCGCGAUGUUCAUUCUCUUGCCUUGUAUGUAUAUUGAGAUACUACAAAGGUUACAACGUGUUGGUAUUUAUAUUCAUUUUGGCAACGUUUGUAUAAGUGAAGAUUUUAUUGACUUGGACAAAAUGCAUUGUUUCGUUGACUGCA